This is a messenger RNA of Chenopodium quinoa (quinoa), 924 nucleotides long. RefSeq names its product CASP-like protein Ni6. The transcript is spliced from 3 exons. The record is from RefSeq and is a predicted model, not a curated record. The coding region runs from base 80 to 661 and encodes 193 amino acids. Lineage: Eukaryota; Viridiplantae; Streptophyta; Magnoliopsida; Caryophyllales; Amaranthaceae.
CAAUAAUCACCCUUAUAGUUCACCAAAUAUACCACUAAAACUAGCCAUAAUACCAAAAGAUAGUGUCAUACAUAUAUAGAUGGAGACAGAAAAGGGAACAGUGCCACCACCCGAAGCUCCUCCGACUGCAGUGGCGACGACGAUGGAUAAAAAAUGUCGUGGAAUUGAUGUAAUUCUAAGGGUUUUGUUGUUGGCUGCGUCAAUUGUGGCGAUUGUAGUGAUGGUCACUAGUAAGCAAACGGCGACUGUUCUUACACCUCGUGGCCCCAUCCGCGCUCCGGCGAAAUUUGAGCAUUCUCCUGCCUUCAUAUAUUUUGUGGUAGCAUUAUCGGUUGCUGGUCUGUACAGCAUCAUCACAGCAAUUGCAUCGUUGUCCUUCUUCAGGAAGUCCAGCAUCCCUCCUAAGUUGUUCUGGAUUUUACUCGUUCAUGAUGUGUUGAUACUGGGAAUAGUAGCUGCAGCAACAGGUGCAGCUGGUGGAGUUGGAUACAUUGGUCUAAAGGGAAACACCCAUGUAAAAUGGAUGAAAAUAUGCAACUUCUAUGGCAAAUUUUGCCGCCACAUUGGAGGCUCCAUUUUUGUUUCAUUGUUUGCUGCCGUGGUGCUCGUGCUCCUUGUCGUCGUUAAUGGCUAUUCUCUUUACUGUCGCAUCCCAGAAUGAAUGUACUUCUUAAUUGUCAUAACUUCGUAUUUGAUCCAUAUGUAAUUAUGUAUGGACGCUAGUUUAAUCUGUCCCUUUGUGCUAUAAGCGUUUUACGAUUUGACACUGGUGUUUAGGGGUGUAUCUAGUGCAUAACUGCAUAUUAUAUGUCCUUUUUGGGCGUAACUCGUGUAGUACGUUUGUGUUCCUUUUAUUUCUCUGUAUAUAUAUGUAUAUUUUUCAGUUUAGUGAUUGAAAAUAAAUUUGCAGUGUUCUUUGGUAAA